Schistocerca gregaria is the source of this 11184-nucleotide messenger RNA. RefSeq names its product MAP kinase-activating death domain protein (gene Rab3-GEF). Lineage: Eukaryota; Metazoa; Arthropoda; Insecta; Orthoptera; Acrididae. Gene Ontology annotation, molecular function: guanyl-nucleotide exchange factor activity. The coding region runs from base 570 to 6488 and encodes 1972 amino acids. The record is from RefSeq and is a predicted model, not a curated record. Gene Ontology annotation, biological process: regulation of Rab protein signal transduction; regulation of apoptotic process. The transcript is spliced from 37 exons. Gene Ontology annotation, cellular component: cytosol.
GAUGCCUCCAGUGGCUCUCGGGCACUAGGAAGGUUGUCAUGUCUCCUGGUAUUUUCUCUGCAAGACAUAUAUGCCUACCUCUUCUUUUGUACAAUUGUACUUAUCUUUCUCCAUAGUUUUGCAUUCAUAAAGAGAGUGAAACAUUUAUAUAAUCUUAUCUCAAUUGAAAGAAAAUUCUCUUUGAAAUUUUAGUGGAAACCUAUGUUGGCAUGAAAAAGAUGGAACUGGCAACACUAGACAUCAUAAUCUGCUGUCUGACUGAAGAUUUUAUGCACCAGUGCCAUUAACAGCUCACUUUUGUGCUGUGAAAUGAAUCACAGUUGUGAUUAUCUAGUUCACAAAAGUUGCAGAAUACUCAGUAAGAAAACACUUUGGAUUUUAAACCAUUUCUUGAGAACAUUAAGAUGACCAGGAAAAGUGGAGAUUUAAUGUUGCAUAUUAAUUAACAACAUCCUCUUGUAAAUAAUAGAAUUAACACAAUCAUGUGCUCAUCGCUGCACUGUGCUGUCAUACAAGAGCUCCGCCAUCAAAAAUUUAGUCAACAAGUGACGUGACAAAUUCUGUAGACAAUGUGUGACAUUCAAAAAAAGUUUCUCUGUCCCCGUUUGGUGGACUACCUCGCCAUUGUGGGAGCACGCCCACCAGGUCCGGGUCCAGGCUCAAGAGUGGGCUCCAGUGGCAGUACUCCUGCAGUGCAGACUCCAGAACUGUUGCGCAGGUAUCCAAUGGAAGACCACAAGGAUUUCCCUUUGCCUCUUGACAUGGUUUACUUUUGUCAGCCAGAAGGCUGUGUCUCCGUGGGACCACGCCGUACUGCUCUACGGGAAGCAACCUCUUUUGUCUUCACGUUAACUGAGAAGGAUUCAGGCAAGAGUCGAUAUGGAAUCUGCGUUAAUUUCUACCGCCCAAUGGAACGUGUUGCACCACCUGCUGGACUUGGUGGUUCUCGCCGAGACCGUCGCUCGUCAGCAUUUAGGAGAGAAUCAUGGAGAAAAAGUGUUGAGAAAAGCUCAGAUUCAGCUUUUUCUAGUGAUUACCGGAGCAGUCAGGUGGCCCCUAGUGACUCUGACCGGGAUUGUCCCAGCAGCAGCAGGCGGGAUUCUGACAGCCAGCAUCCAGCUAGUCUGCGACUGGGGGUGGCAGGAGCUGGUGUACCUGGCGGGGGCAAUGAUUCGGAGAGUGGUGGUUCUCAUUCCCCUUCACCUCGUGCCAGCCGUCGUGCUAGACAGGGAAUUUCAGGAUUAUACCCAAAUUUGAGGGUCCGGAAUCAUUCUCUGACUUCUUUGUGCCUCUUAUCUCAUCACCCAUUUUUCUCAAUAUUUCGUGAAUGUUUAUUCAUUCUCAAGAAACUCAUAGAUGCUUGUAAUGAGAAUACAUCACCGAGACGUGUUGGGGCUUCCAGGCAAAUUUCAAGGGAUUCGGUGUGGAGUGUGCUGACUGGUAGGGCCUAUGAUGGUACACCAUCUAUUGUUUUACAUGAUGUACGUGAAAUUGAAACAUGGAUCCUGCGGUUACUGAGUGCACCAGUUCCAGUGCCUGGGAAGACAAGAGUGGAGGUGGAAGUCUUGUCACCAAGCAUUCGUCCACCACUCGUAUUUGCUCUUCCUGAUCACACACGCUUUUCCUUGGUGGACUUUCCAUUGCAUUUGCCAUUAGAAUUAUUGGGUGUUGAUAUAUGUGUGAAAGUCCUUACACUCAUACUUCUUGAGAAUAAGCUGGUGCUACAAUCACGAGAUUACAAUGCCUUGUCCAUGUCUGUGAUGGCAUUUGUAACAAUGAUUUACCCAUUAGAGUAUAUGUUCCCUGUGAUACCUCUCUUACCAACAUGUAUGAGCUGUGCUGAACAACUAUUACUUGCGCCGACUCCUUUCGUCAUUGGUAUACCAGCCAGUUUUCUAAUGUACAAAAAGAAUUUUAGGCUUCCUGAUGACAUCUGGCUGGUUGACUUGGACUCUAAUAAGAUAACACCACCAUCUGGAGCAACAGAUGAACUACCACCAUUACCAGAACCUGAGGGGACAAUUUUGAAAAACCAUCUUAAACAGGCUAUGCAACUGAUGGAUCAAGUUGGCGCAGGCGCACUGUCAAGUAUGUCACUGGCAGCACCAACGGUAGUAGUUCCGAGAGAAGAAUCCAUAACCACAGAAGCACAUCAGCAACAUCCCUCUCAGGGCCAGUGGCAGGGUAGCUCUGCAGCACCACCCCAGCAAUAUUAUCAGCCUCACCAAGUUCAACAACAUCAUCAACUGCAGCAGCAACGGCAACAGCAACAGCAACAGCAACAGCACCACCACCAGCAGCAGCAGCAGCAACAACAACAACAACAACAACAAAUGAGCUCCAUCCCUAGGCCAGGAAUGGGGGCUCCUAGUGGCAGAAGAGAAUCACAUGUUCCAGAACCUUUACAUGCUACAACAGGAUUCAACCCAUUCAUAUAUGGAAAUGAUGUUGACUCUGUUGAUGUUGCGACAAGAGUAGCAAUGGUGAGAUUUUUCAACUCCCAGAAUCUUCUAGCAAAUUUUGCUGAACACACGAGAACACUGAGACUCUAUCCAAGACCUGUUGUGGCAUUCCAGAUUAAUAGUUUCUUGAGAUCCAGGCCUCGAACAACACAUUUUCUUAACCGCUUUGCUCGUACUCAGGCUGUGGAAUUUCUGGCAGAAUGGUCUCUAACUCCUAGCAAUGUUGCAUUCUUACGUGUGCACACUGGGGUGUUUGAUCCUACUCUUAUUGGAGAUAAAUCCAAGUGGUAUGCACAUACUCUGGAACCCAUUUACUUCAGUGUGUGGGAUGAGAGUAGUUCGCUGAGUGGGGCAUUACGAUCAUUACGUCAGCAGGAGCAACCAACAGAUGAAAGUGGUUCUGAUUCAGAAGGAGCUGAGAGCACAAGCUCAUCAUACUCUUCUCUCAGUGACUUUGUAUCAGAAAUGGUAUCAUCCGACUUAUCACCAAGUUUCCCGCCAACAUCAGUUGAUCGUACAGAGCCACCACCAGCUGCACUGACCAUUCAGCCAUUAGCUCUGUGUAGUGGCCUUGACCACCGCACUGUAUAUAAUCCACCAAGCAGUCUGCAGUUUCCUGGUUCCAUGAUGCCUGCUGCCAGUGCUCCAGCAACAUCACCUCCAGGCUCAACCUCUUCUAGCAGAAGUGACCUCAGCUCCCCUUCCCUGAAUCGUGAUUCUGAACUUGAUUUUGCCUCUGCUGUUGCUGUUGCAAAUAGUAGUCAGGAACAAUUACCAGCUGAAUCAUUGCAACCUCAGCGACUUGGAACACUGGAGAAGGAAGAUAUAGCAAGCCCAGGUGGAGAAUCGGAUUCCAAUUCGACGAUGACAACAGCUACCCCUAAGACUGUACUAAGUCAACAGUCAUCUAUACCCCACCGAUCUCCUACUCCCAGCCUUGGUAGUGAGGGCUCUGGUUCACUCUCACUAGGAGGUUCAUCAGAUAGAGAGAGAGAUAGGCCUGGCACUCCAAGAGCACCUCAUCGUCCACCACGACCUGCCACACCAGUUCCUCCUUCAAGCCCAGGCCCACAGCGUCAAACAAGCUUGGGAAAUGUUCUGGCACGUACUGCUAGUUUUGGUUCGGGAAGCAGCAGGGACAGUGGCAGUGGGAGUAGUGGCGUUCCACGACAGGGUAGCCAAACAUCAUUGCUGGAACAAUUUGCUGUUUCUGCAAAGGAAUUGGUGCGAGAAACUACACGGCAGAGUAGUCAGGAUGGACUCCUUGCACAUAUGGACAAGUUGAAACUGCAAGCCAAAGAAAAAAUCAAUGAGGCAACUCAUGAAGAGGGAAGCUUAUUUGCACCUCUUGAACAGCUUACUAUCCAGGCCAAAAAAGCAGCUGAAGAGGCUUCAAAAUCCGUCCAAGAAGCAUCUAAGACAGCUCUGGAAGCCAGUAAGACUGCAGCUGGUGUCAGCAAGAAUACAUUUGAGGAUUUGACCUAUGUUGGAAAGAGUACCUUGGGUGAUCUAACAAAAAGUGCCAAACAGGCUGCAGCAAAGAAAGGACUUAUUAAGCCCAACCAACAACAGCAGCACCAACAGCAACAGCAGCAGCAAGGAAAUAUCCAGACAGCUACUGGACAGCCAGGAGGUGGUCCAAACAACUUAUUGGUUCAGCCUGAUCUAGGCCGCACUGCAGGCAGAGACUUCUUCUCCAAUGUCAGUUCGGAGCUGAAUGGCAUUGCAGCCCAGACCUCCAGCAUGUUCAGUGGCUUCUUUGGAUCAAAAAGUUCUUCUAGUCCUAGAAGCGGUAGCCCUGGAACGGCAGCUGCCACUGUCACCAAGCCCAAAGAAAAGGCACAGCCAUUUGGUCCUUUUCCUAAAGGCCGUAAGGGAUUGGUAGAAAAAUCAUCUCUGAUACGACAUACAACUACAAAAAGCAGGCAAGAAGAAUUGCAAAGAAUACAGAGUGCUGAACGUUCCACCACAAAUUCUGAGAACCAAGCUUUCCUGAAGGAUGUUGUAAAUCAAGUUUUAGACGGGGAAGGUGUUGGAUGGUUAAAAUUAAAUCGCCUGAAAAAGCUUAUGGAGGAUGAGAGCUACAGAAACUUUGUAGUGAGCAAGUUGAAUCGUACUCUGGAGAGAAAAAUCAGUCCAGAUGAUCACAUUGAUGAUGUUUGCGUCAGUCGAGCUGUCUGGAAAGGCAUGUUGAAAACAUUACAAGCUGUGAUAUACGGCUUGGAGCAAACAUAUUCAAACUAUGGUUUGGGUGGCAUGGCUUCAGCAUUUCAAGUGCUGGAGAUUGCACAUACACAUUACUGGACAAAAGAUUUAUCGGAAGCUCCAGGCAUGGAUCUUGCUGCUAGCAGUACCGCUGCAAUGUCACAGGCAUCAAGUCCAUUUGGAAGUCAUGAAAAUCUGAAGUCUCCGCAGAGCCCACAUGGUUUCCAGCUUCCCCCUCACUCCGAUUUUUAUCCUCCAGACAGUUCUCGGAAGUCAUCUCAGGCUGGUAUUUAUGAUUCACCUCCAUCAGUGCGGUUGAUUCAGGAUCCUCAACAAGGAACAGAAGAAGGUGGUGAUGGACAGUCUACCACUGAUAUGCUCCGCGAUUUGCUCAAUCAGAAAAGGCAUUUGCUUCUAUCUAAACUAACCUCCAUGGACUCUGAGGGUGGGACUGAGAACACUUUACAUGGCUCAACUGAGGGUGUGGCUUCUUGCAAUGCAUCCGAUGCUGGCAGUAUCAUCACAAACCCGGCAUUCACAAGACAAAGGGCCGGUCACCAAGCUUCGUUCCGUAGUACUGUUUCUGAUAGUGAGAUAGAACAGGGCAAUUUUCCACGCCAAGCAAAGCAACGAACACCUAGUGUCUGGUCGAGCAAAUCAUCUCUUAGCACUGGAUUUCGAUAUCAUGGUGGAAAUAUGAUCAACACUUCAACAACGCCAAGUCCUGAUACAGGAAGAACAUAUCUCUUUGAAGGACUUAUUGGCAAGGAACGCUCCAGCCUGUGGGACCAGAUGCAGUUUUGGGAGGAUGCCUUCCUUGAUGCAGUUUCACAAGAAAGAGAUAUGGUUGGAAUGGAUCAAGGACCAGGAGAGAUGAUGGAAAGGUAUAAUUCUCUCAGUGACACAGAAAGGAAAAGGUUGGAACAUGAUGAAGAUCGACUUCUUUCCACAAUGUUGUAUAACCUGGUAGCAAUCAUGGUCAUGAUGAAUGUCAAUAAAUUAGAUAUAAAGCGUAAAGUGCGCAGACUCCUCGGAAAGAGCCAUAUUGGGUUAGUCUACAGUCAAGAAGUUAACCAGUUACUGGACCAAAUAAACAACCUGCAUGGCAAUGACAUUGAUCUGAAGCCACUGGGCUCCAGACAGAUGCACCGACAAAGCUUUACAGUUCAUGCAGGUGUAGAUCCUUCUGGUGAUUUACUGUUCCUUGAAGUUCGUGAAGAUGGACUUGUCUUGCGUUCUGUGAAUGGUACAAUUGUUGAGCGGUGGUGGUUCGAACGGCUUGUUAACAUGACAUACAGCCCAAAAAACAAGGUGCUGUGCCUUUGGAGACGAAAUGGUGGUCAGACACAGUUGCAUAAAUAUUAUACAAAAAAGUGUAAAGAUCUUUACUACUGCAUAAAAGAAGCAAUGGAGCGGGCAGCAGCAAGAGGUAGUGGUGCUCUGGCUGGAGUAGAACUUGGAGGGGAGUUCCCAGUACAAGAUAUGCGAACUGGUGAAGGUGGCUUACUGCAAGUGUGUCUUGAGGGAGUUGGUCUGCUUUUUGCCAACAGCAAGUUCUUUGUACGGUUGGAUCACAUUCGCAAAUGCUUCACUCAGAAAGGUGGAAUCUUCGUCUUGGAAGAAUAUAACCCCAAGACAAGACAGGUGAUACAGAGGAGGUACAAGUCUUCAAUGUCAGAUCAGAUUUGCUACUCGGUGCUGUGUGUUUUCUCGUAUGUCGCAGCAGGACAAGAACACAGGCAUUUGCAGCAAAGCCAAGGAGAUGGGGUAUCUCUUCCAUCACAACAACACUCGUCACACUCCCCACAACACCUUCAUUGAAGUUCUGAUUUCUAUGCUACCUUGAUUUCUUAUUGAUUCCAAAACUAUGCAUUAUUACAGUUUAAUAUUGGAAGCUUAAUAACACAAAUAAGAAGUUCAAGUUAUGUACAAGUUUUGUAUGAAAUGUUCAGGUUAUGCAAAAUGAAAUGAAUGUUCAACUUUAAAAGUAGUUAUAGCUAUUUGUUUAAAUUCUUAUAUUACAUAAAACUUUGUGUUCUCCUUACCAUUUAACGUACAGCUAUGCAAUGUUACAUGAACAUGAACUCUCUUGAAAAAAAACAAUGUUUAUCAGUUAGUGCCCAUACAGCUUUUGAUGGCACAAGGGCUUCAUUAUCCAGAACAAACGUGAAAUGCUAAUUCUCAUUUGAUUUCAUUUGGUCAUUAGUUUUGGUCCACAUUGUUUACCCAGCAGCCUCUUGCAAAUGUACUUGGAUAAUUUAUAGUUCCACUGCAUCUUAUGGGACAAAUGGGGUAUUUAAAAUAAAUACCAAGUACAACUAAUACAACACCAAAUAGAACAUUAAUGAGAUGUUAUGUAGUCCCAAUAUAUAAUUUCUUUCUAGUGAACACAAAUUAGAAAUCUACCUCUAUCUCUCUUUUUUAGUUUUUUUAUAAAAAUUGUGUAUGCCUCAUGGAUCAGAUUCUUUUUCUUUGCACAUAACAAUUUAAGAAUCAUGUGUAAUAUUUUGCUACUUGCAAGAGACAUGAUAAUGUAAGAAUACAGUUAUGUAACACUGAAAAUACUGAAACGGAAAACUGAUUCAAAAGUAAAUACAAUUAUGAGACAAUGUGUAGGUUGUGCAUUUGAGCUGUUUGUUAGUGAACAAAGUCUUGGGAUUUGUGAUUAUUUAAGGACAGAAAAACUUCUUUUAUGUCGGUAAUAUGUGUGAGACAGUAUCUGUUAAAAUGGUGUGGGGAUAGCUGUGCUUGAAGCAAUCCAUAUAUGAAACAAUUACUAUGGCAUUAUUAUGAAGAUGUGACAAGGCAAUAAUAUAGUUGUGGUGUUGCAUAAAUGCAGGUGAUAUGUUAGAUACUGUUGUAUAUGAGUAAACACAGGCUAUGAAUUUUAUAUGAGACAGUUUGUAUUGUUUUGUAAUUCACUGUGACUCAGAGUGAUAUUAAUUUUUGUAAAUACAAUGUUGCCAUUAACUAAAUUUUAAGAUUUGUAUAUCUGGUUGUAACUGAACUGUAUUGCAAUAUAUAGAUCUGUGUGUUGGAUAUUAUAGCCAUAAUUUUCUUUCCCAGAAUUACAGUAUGUAUUGCCAAUAAUUGUUGUGUCAUAUAAAGAUAGUUUUUCCAGAAUUUUUACAAUAAUUACUAUAAAAAGCAAUAACUGCAGUUCAUUGUUGAGAUAAAAUAAUCAAAUGGUGAUCAUAGUUGUGUUUUAAAUUUUGAAGCUGUUUAAUGUUAAAUAAAAUAUAAACGUGUGGAACUGAGAAUUUGUUUACACAUUUGCCUGUUCUUUGUAAGCAAUUUUGAACACCAUGGUAGUGACCACUAGUGCUACAAUUAUAAAUUGUUCUUUUCUUUAAAUGGAUGUUGUGAAAAUCAAAAUGCCAUAGACAAUUUUUAAUACUGUUCACAAGAUUCUUUUGUCUUGAGAAGCAUGUUGGAAAAUGGCUCUGUUUCAUAAUUUUGUUUGUUGCGCAACCCUUCCUACUAUAAAUGGAAUUAUGGUUAUUGAACAAAAUAUAAGGUGCAGUAAUUCAAUGAAGACAGAAAUGAACUUCAGCUUACUGAGUUAUAGCAAACAUAAAAUACUUAGAAAGUCAUGUUAACACUACCAGUGAGCUUUGGCAAUAGAGGUAAUAUACCUGUAGAAAGUGAGGACAUUCAGGAUUUAGGAAGUGAAGUCAAAACAAGUGUUCUGGGUCAAGAGAGAUACAGAAAACAGGAUGAUGACAAAAUCAGUGCACGAUACAUACCCCAUUUUUCAAACUAAGUACAUGUUACUUUCUGUUGUUGCCCACAUCAUUUGUUGCCAUGUGGUACUAUGAAGUUUUUACUUUUUUUCUUUAUUUUUCUCUAAAAAAGUGUCAUUUUGAAAAUGCUUUCUUUAAAAGUGUAAGGUCUAAACAAUAAUAUUUUUCUUUAUAUCACUAAUAUAUUUUUCUCAGAUAAUCAUCUAGUUCUUGAAGUUUACUGUGCAUUAUAUAUUGCAACAAAAAUCAUGCCAAUACAGCCAAAUGCUGUAGAAGCAACAUAUGAGGUACUCAAAUAACAUUAAACAGAAUUAUUGGGCUUUACUCAUAGGGCUCUAAUCAUAUAGGCAGAUUUAACUGCAACUGUAGUUAACAAUGAGUCUCAAACUAUAAGAAUUGGUUGGAACUUGAGAAAAACAAAAUGCAGUGUCUCUCACAAAACAAAGAUAUUUCUGGGAUCAACUAUUUGUGGAAAUAUUAAUUAUUGAUUUUUAUUGUUAUUUGCAAGUAAUAGGCGACUUUAUAUUUUUAUUGCGCACUUUUUAUACAUAAUAGCAUACCAGUAAUUAUGUCUUUUCUGAAAUCUUAUAAUUUUUUUUUCUUUUCUGAAAUACUCUUAACUCACUAUAAAUAGCAAUAUGGGGUUAUGUCACCUGAUUUCUCAAUGAAAAUAGUUUGUAUCUCUGCUGGAGUGCUGAUAAUGCUGCAGUAAUGUCUUAAAAAAUAUUGUGGUUUUGUAUCAUGAUUUGCUUCAAAUUUCAGUGAUCAGUUGUAGUAAUUACACGUAAUAAUUCUCUGCUGGAAACAUUUUCUUCACAUUAACAGCAGAUAUAAAUGUUAUAGGUUCUUCUUUAUGCUGUUUACUGGAUGUCUCUUUCUCAAAUUGUGAAUGUGGUGAUGUAUUACAUAUGUGUUAUAUUUCUCCUGCAUCUGUCAGUUGAUUGAAACAAUAUUCUAAUUAUAUGACAGAAUGCCAAUUGAACAAUCAACGUACGUCUCACAUUACCAUGGGUGUUCCAUCUGCUUCAUAUGCAGAUUAAAAUAUUUAGCACAUAUUUGGUUUGAACCACAUCUUAAUCCACAGGUUUCUAAAGAAACCUACAUUUAGUGCAAGUAUUAUUUUGUGAAGCUGUUCAUCCUCACAUAAACACAAUUUUUUCAAACACUAUUGAUAUUGUAAUAUGUGCCUGCAAUUGUUACAGAAAAUGUGUAUGUCCAUAAAGAAACUCAAGACAAUGUUAUAUUUAUAUUAAAUUUAGAGUUUUUGUAGAAAUGUGUGUGUUGGGAAACAUGUAAGAACCAUCUGUGGUACUGUAGUGUGUACUUGAGAAUGUGAGUAGUUUGAUUUGUAAAUAUGUAUAUAACAUAUUAGGAAAUAUUUUUUGUAGCUUUAAGACAGAUUGUAAUUUUCUACGUUUCUAGCACUGAUGCUUUAUUAUUUGUUAAAUCCAUUUGUACUUCAGUAAGGAGUUUCAUAUCAUUCCAGAUAACAUUCUGAAUGUACUGUAUGAGGUGCUUCCUCAUUUUUUGUUGUAAAUAAAAUUAAGUAUGAAAUGUUACAUACAUCUGAUGUACAUGGUGAUGUACUGCUUUGCAGUUAAGUAAUAUCUUCAAUGUUGUGCCUCCUGUUUAAAGUGCAAAAGUAGUGUGAGUGUAAAAUAGCAUUGUAUGUUUGAAUGACAUGAAUAAUGAACUACUUUCUGUUACUUGCUUUUGUCAGAAAAUAGAAUUUUUAAUUUAUUGGCACUGGACUAAUUGCAAUUGUUUGUGUGUUUCUAUGCUGACAAAGUUCAGUCACAUUUUCUUUUUUUUUUUUUGUUGGUAUUGUGAUUAGACUUCCAUAGCAUUAGUAGAAGCAUUGCUUUACGUAAAAUAUUUCAGUGCCAUUACUUUCUCUGAAUUUCCGAUCUUCACCAAAUUUUAUGUGUUGUGGCCGAUGAAGUUCUACACCCAUUGACUGCUGAUGAGUGCUGAAAACUGAAUACUGAAUAUUUAGUUUUUGAAGAAAUGUUACAUGUAAAUAUAUUGUACACAGAACUGUGGAUCAACGAAAGUAUCUAAAAUGCAGGAAAGAGGGGGUCAUAAGAAGAAUAUAUUGUUUUCAGAAAUAUAGUGCUGGUUGUUUAAUAAAAAAAAAUUACUUUAAAUUUCAGCUGAAUUCAAUGAGUGUGAACUUAUCUACCAUGUUACAUUAAUUGUCAUACAACUUGUUUUCCUAUCUCAAAUUUUAAGCUUCAUGGUAAACUUUGACUGUUAUAAUGAGGACUUAACAAAUGUUACACUUUAUGCAUGUAAAUUGUAACAGAGGAUGUGCUAAGUAACUGUAUUGGCAGAUCCACUAAUCCUAUUGUAAGACAGUAUAGCAGAACAUGGCCUGUGAUGCUUAAUGUCAUAAUACUGGAAAUUCCUCCAGGAAAUGUAUUUAGUGUUCCUUAUGAGAUAACAAUUUAUACAAAGUUUGUAAGAAAUCUUUGAAACCAUAGCAUGCAUUUGUGAUCCAUUAAAAAUCAUGUUGUGUACAUUUUAGUUACAUAUUUGUGCAGCAACCAGAAUGAGAAUUUGGCUAAAAUGUCCAUUUUGAUGGAUUGUACUAAUUUCCAAGGAGAGCCAUAAAUUAUAUUAUGUAUUCCAGUAUUACAUUGAAUCUUGUGGUAAAUCCUGAAGAAACACAUGUUAUCUUAUUUAGAAUAAAAUUACCAUGUAUUAAUUGUUUGACUCCCCAUUUUAGAAUUGUGCUAUUUUUUGAAAAUAAAAGGCAUGUUUUCCAACAGUUA